AGAUGUACUUAAUGGGUCUGUUAAAGAAUUCAAUCCCCACGUUCUAGAUUUAACAAAUAACAAUGCAGAAGAUCAUGAUCAUUGGGAAGUUGUUGAUGAUGGUGUUAGUGUAGUGAGCAUGGCUGGAACGGAAGACGAGACUGCAUCUGUAACUAAAGAGGUUCAAACUAAGCAAGAAAAGAUCGCACCCUCAGUAAAUGCACCUAAAACACCAAAUUUAGAAUCUACUUUUACGAAAGAUUCCGAAAUUUCUCGAUCAUCACCGCCACCGUCUUCAUUUUCGUCGCCGCUCUCAGACGAAACAUCAUCAUCACAAUCUACAUCAUUACAACAAUCAAAUCCGUUAGCUGACCAAAUUAAAAUAUCUAAUUCAGUUAGCGAAAAACCGAGUUUAAUAUCAACUACUCAAUCUCGAUCAUCUCCCAGGGGAGUAAAGCCAACAUCAAUUUCGAUACCCAAAUCGAAGAUGAAAUUUAAUGAUACACUGAAUGAUUCAGAUAAGCGUAGUGUCAGUACACCAAAAUCGUCCAUUGUAUCGAAUUCAAAAUAUAGCUGGAUGGUUGAAGGUUGCACAGAAGAUGAUGAUAAUUCAUUAUUUAACCCUAAAAGAUCUAGCAUCAUAGGUAUUAGUGGAUUAUCUAGCUAUUCUUCAGAACGUACGAACUAUGGAUAUCUAGAUGGUCCAAUAGAGGAUCAGGACCAAUUUGAAAAAUCAACUUCUUCAAACUUAACACAAAAACGUUCAAAAAGCACAACUCCUUCCGAACGUAAUAGAAGUGAAAACAUAGGAACAGCAUCUUCAAUGAAUAUUAUGAAAAAAGCUAAUAAUAAUGUGACACCUGCGAUUCCUGUUGAAGAUCCUUUAGGAGUUUUGUAA
Molecule: messenger RNA, 877 nt
Organism: Dentiscutata erythropus
Lineage: Eukaryota; Fungi; Glomeromycota; Glomeromycetes; Diversisporales; Gigasporaceae
Source: the annotation of a GenBank genome assembly